CUGGUUAGGCAUAUGCGAUCGUCGCAGAAAUGAAACCUCGAAUCCCUUCUUCCGCCAAAGGCUCUGCUUUCUGGAAGACCAUCAACGCGCCGCCGCCGCCGCCGGCUACAGGGACGACGAGUUCUGUAGGAAAAAUAAGAGCCUACAGCUCAGAGAGAGCCUUAAUGCUGGCGCCGGAGACCGUCAAUCCCUGCCAAAAGCUGUGCAAGAUCAUGCUCUCCUGCCCCAACGCCGGUAUCGAGCAAGCCCUCGAUGCCAGCGGCAUCCGCGCAUCCCCCGAAGUCUCCGAACAGGUACUCCUGCGACUCCAGAACGCCGGCAUGCUCGCCUACCGCUUCUUCGACUGGGCCCGCCGCCAGGACCGCGGCUUCGCCCACACCGUUCGCGCCUAUCACUCCACCGUCUCCGCCCUUGCCAAGAUCCGCCAGUACAAGCUCAUGUGGGAGCUGGUCGCCGCCAUGCGCGCCGACGCCUCCCUCAACGUCGAGACCUUCUGCAUUAUCAUGCGCAAGUACGCCCGCGCACACAAGGUCGACAAGGCCCUCUACACCUUCGACGUCAUGGAGAAGUACGGCGUCGCGCCCAACCUAGCCGCCCUCACCGGACUCCUCUCCGCGCUCUGCAAGUCCAAGAACGUCCGUGAGGCCCAGAAGGUGUUCGACAGAAUGUGUAACCGGUUCCAGCCCGACGCCAAGACCUACAGCAUCCUGCUCGAAGGGUGGGGAAGGGCGCCCAAUCUGUCCAAGAUGCGGGAGGUUUUCCGAGAAAUGGUCGAUCAAGGAUGCGAGCCGGACAUUGUCACAUAUGGCAUCAUUGUCGAUGCCCUGUGCAAGGCAGGGCGCAUAGAGGAGGCAGUUGACGUUGUUCGAGACAUGGGCCGUAGAGGCUGCGUUCCCACACCUUUCAUUUACAGCGUUUUGGUGCACACGUAUGGCGUAGAGAGAAGGAUCGAAGACGCAGUCGAUACAUUCUUGGAGAUGGAGAUAAAUGGCAUUAAGCCUGAUGUGGUCGUGUACAAUGCGCUGAUCAGUGCAUUUUGCAAGGCCAACAAAUUUGGAAAUGCUUUCAGGGUGGUUGGGGACAUGGAGGACAAAUCCAUUGCUCCUGUCUCUAGAACAUUCAAUAUCAUACUAAAUGGCUUGAUUUCAAAUGGUAGAAACGACGAAGCAUAUAAGGUCUUCCGCCGUAUGAUUAAAUGCUGUGAUCCGGACUCGGACACAUAUACUAUGAUAAUAAAGAUGUUCUGUGACAACAAUAUGUUGGAGACUGCUCUGAAGGUGUGGAAAUACAUGGAGAAGAAGCAAUUUCUCCCUACCAUGCACACCUUUGCAGUGCUAAUCAAUGGCCUUUGUGAGAGGGGUGAAAUCAGCCGUGCUUGUGUUAUGUUAGAAGAUAUGAUGGAAAAGGGAAUCAGACCGCCGGGUACAACAUUUGGAAAAUUGAGGCACUUGUUGCUGAAGGAAGGCAGGAAAGAUGUCCUUGAAUUUCUUGUGGCAAAGAUGAAUGUUCUUAUCGAAGAACCUCUAUAUGAUUGAGAGCUUGUAGGCCUUAAUGAUGUCGCUCAUUCAUGUGGAUAUUUCCACAAAGACAUAUAUCUACUUUCUUUCGCAGCCAACCUUAAAGGAGAUAUCUAGUGCUCUCCUUCAAAUGCAAGAAAUAAGAGCCAGUCUGAUGCUCACUUUUUACGCAACACAAUACUCUUAAAGUUGUAGUCCAAGAAAAUAGAAGUCGAUGCUUCAAUGGUUGGACGACAUGAUUCUACGAGAAAAGAUGUUUGAUGACUGCUUUCUUUCCCUAUACAUUUGUCUCUACUUUUAGAUUUCUACCUUGCCUCAAUGGGAAUUACACCAACAUGGCUUUUUUGCAGUAACUGUGGCUGUUGUGUCAGUUGCAAAUUUGCCUAGGUUGCUUCCCCAUCUAUUGGCACUAGAUUUGUACCAUCUCUUCCCACGGAUGCUGAAGCGCCCACAGGUAUCGAUAUCACUGAUAGCAAUGUCGGAAGUGCUGGAGCUCCUCUUGGAACAACCUCAACUGAACCAGAGACAAAUUCAACCGGCCACACGAGCAAAGCAAGUUCCCACUUUGGUGGAGCAAUCCCCAUGAAUUUCAAGCAUUGUAGGAGAGAACAAGUUCCAAAUGUAAGAAUUUGUAGGAUCAUGUUCCUUCCAAAAUAUCAUUUAUUUCCAAGUAUUAUUCAUAUUGUUGGAGAGAACAAGUUCUAAAUGUAGGAAAAUUAUUGCAUUUUUUUUAAAAAAAAAAUCUCAUGGAAAAUGUUAAAA
Zingiber officinale is the source of this 2279-nucleotide messenger RNA. RefSeq names its product pentatricopeptide repeat-containing protein At1g77360, mitochondrial-like. The record is from RefSeq and is a predicted model, not a curated record. The transcript has 2 exons. Lineage: Eukaryota; Viridiplantae; Streptophyta; Magnoliopsida; Zingiberales; Zingiberaceae. Gene Ontology annotation, molecular function: protein binding. The coding region runs from base 30 to 1535 and encodes 501 amino acids.